Pocillopora damicornis (cauliflower coral) is the source of this 946-nucleotide messenger RNA. RefSeq names its product EGF-like repeat and discoidin I-like domain-containing protein 3. Lineage: Eukaryota; Metazoa; Cnidaria; Anthozoa; Scleractinia; Pocilloporidae. The record is from RefSeq and is a predicted model, not a curated record.
AUGUUAAGAAUAAACAGUGAUAAGGAAGGCAAAUAUUUACUGAAAUAUGCAAAUUUUUGGAAUGCAGAGACCUUUGAUAGCUGCCUCAGUAAUGCUGUUGGAGUUUCCAAUUCAAGUAUCAUCCUUGACAGCUUCCUGAGGGCAUCAAGUCAUUACCAAAGCCACGGUUACAAUGGACCACCAUCAUAUGGACGUCUGAACGGUACCAGAGGCAAUGGAUGGUGCGCCGAAAUAAAUGAUAAAGAUCAGUGGCUUCAAGUCGAUCUCGGGAAAAUUAUUGAAGUGUGCGCUGUUGCAACCCAAGGAGACAUCAAUGGCAGUGAAUGGGUGAUAGACUUUAAACUAGCGUACACUAAAUCCUAUGAGAAAGUAUGGCCAACUUAUAAGGAUGCUAACGACUCAGAAGUGUGGGUAGUAAAGGUGCGUUCCUCAAUGUACUGCUUCUCAAUUUCGACAUCAACAUGGGAAAAAGGGUGUGCUGAAGCUCUAGGGAUGGAGAGCAGGGCCAUCGCCGACAAUCAAAUUAGUGCCUCUUCUCAAUGGGAUCACAAUAAAGCUGCUUAUAACGGUAGACUUCACUUUAAAAAAUCACAUGGCAAAGCAGGGGCUUGGGUGGCUGGCACAAGUGAUGAAAACCAGUGGCUUCAGAUAGAGCUGAUUAAUCCACACGUUAAAAUAACAAGGGUUGCAACGCAAGGACGAAACAGCCAAUCUUCGUUGAACUGGGUAACCAGCUACGAGCUAACUUACAGCAGCGAUGGAAUAAAGUUCCACACUUAUAGAGAACAUGGACAUAUGGAGGCGAAGAAUUUCUCUGGAAACACAGACAGAGACACUGUCGUGUACCAUGACCUCUUUCCACCAAUUAGAGCAAGAUACAUCCGUUUCCGACCGACAGCUUGGUAUAAUUGGAUAACAAUGCGAGUAGAGCUGUACGGCUGUUUAG